Molecule: messenger RNA, 1968 nt
Organism: Blumeria graminis f. sp. triticale
Lineage: Eukaryota; Fungi; Ascomycota; Leotiomycetes; Helotiales; Erysiphaceae
Source: the annotation of a GenBank genome assembly
AUGAGAAACUCUGAACCUCAACAGUCCACUCCCGACCAUGGGUUGACGGCUAGCUCUCAUGUUAUUGAUGUUAUCAAAAAAAUGAGUUUCUUCCUCAAAUCAAAAGACGAUACCUCGAGAUUUGUCGGUCUAGCGCUUCUGAAGACGAUUUUAGAUAAGGAAGAAGUGGUUAAAGACAGCGCUCAACUCCAACUCCUUUGGAAAAUGGUUCCACCUUCAUUCCUCGAUCGCCUGCUUCGAGCCCAGGUUACGGAGAAGAUCAGCCAAGAGGAGGCAAGAAGUAUGGUCGAUCUUGCGGUUUCCGUUUUACACAUCUUCGUUGUUCUACUACCAGAUAGAUUACAGCUCGGUCACAAGUUGACUGGAAGAACAGCUGCAUUAGUCCGGGCGCUCGCCAGCAGUACUCCAGAAAGCACGAAGCUCAAUUUACAAAUUCUUUUGACCAUCGUCAGUGAUGUCGAAGGGUCUAGCAGGCUCUUAAGCCUUGACAGCAAAGUGCCCUUGAUAGUGGUUGCGAAAGAAGAGCCGCGCGCUUUGGAUAUAUUUCAGUACGCGUGGGUGAAUGUGACAGCUACAGCGGAUGGGAGCGGGCUGGAGAUUGUGCGAGCGAGCAUGGAAGAAGUGCUGCCCCAACUUCUUGAUGUAUUUAAAGGAACUGAUGCUGUCACUCUAUCAAAUUUUAUUUCAAAUCUACUUUCAAGACUAGACCAACAUAUAUUGCCUCGUCGGCCACAGUGGUUAACACCGCUUGUCAGCAUACUUCGGAAGCUGGUCUUAAACAAACCAACCAUGGCCGUUCGAACAUCAUACACUAAACUCGCCGCCAAUUUGCUUCUAACCUGGCCCGAAUUAUCUCCAUCUCUAUUGUUUGGCGAGGAUUCGAAACUUCCGGCCGAGACCAAGUGCUUUGCAUAUUUCUUCAUCAACCUACUCCUGAUAGACCUACGUUCGUCAUUUGCGUCCUUGCUCUCAAUACUCAAUGACGACGUCUACAUUGAAACAUCACCAAGACUCGCCGCCGCAUUUGAUAUCAUCUCUAGCUUUAUCGGCUACCUAAUGCGCUCGCUCGAUAAUGCCGGCGACCAGUACGUGAUAAACAUAACGCCGGAUCAGCUCUUGAAGCUGCGUAAGGACAUGGCGGAAACUAUGUCGCUCACUAUAGAGUACUUGCGUGACCGGUGGGACGCGUCCGUGGCUGGAGCGGCCGGCUUACAUCCAUCGGCACGGGACGGCACAGCUGUAAGCUCGCGCGGCGCGCGACUUACAUUAACGUGGGAUUCGCUACGAGGAGAGGUACGCAGCGAUGGCCUCGUCUGUUCCGGCCUCCGUGCUCUCGCACUCUGGCUACACGAAGAUGAUAACGAGCGACUGCGCAGCGAAGCGGCGGGCUUGAUGGACAUGUGGCUCGACCUCUAUGACACGACGGCUGCCGGCCCCUCGGAUCUACGCUUUCCCAUAGUCCUCGCCUUCGAAGGCGUCGUGGGGACGGAUGACGGACUUGACGAGUUUUUGACGCAUUCAGGAUGGCAGGUCUUAGCUCAAGAUUUGGCAGACAUCAUUUGCCAGAUCAACGCCGCCUGUUCUGCCGACACCAGAUUUCUAUCUUCUGAAGCACAACGCGGCCUACAAAUUGUGCGCGUUUUGCUUGCUGUCAUUGACCAUCCGCAAACCGGCACCGCCGACGAAGCUUGGAUGGACGUCGUCAAGUCUACUAUCGGGAUCAAGGUCCCCACCACUGUACUCGUCCCCCUAAUUGAAUUUCAGAUUGCAGCCUUACAGCUUGCCCUUGCCCUCCUCUCCCAGGUCGCUGGCGGUCGACGUAAACGAUUUGUCACGAGUUAUGCGCCUCUGUCCGGUCUCGAAGCGCAGCUUCGCCAGCAGGCAAAACUCGUUGAAGAUGCACGCGAGGCCACUGAACUACUUGAGCUCCUAGACGAAUGUGUAGCCGAAUUGUCUCUUUUGCGAUAG